AUGUUAAGCCUUCGCUUUGUCUACGCCACCUUCGUUAUUGCAUUCGGCUCAUCUUUCCAGUUUGGCUACCAAACCGGAGUUAUAAAUGCCCCACUCAAGGUGAUUGAAGAGUUUAUUGCCAAUGUUACCAUAAGCCGGCACAAAUUACCACGCAAAGAAUUCAUUGCUGCAAUGAGCAGUCUCAUUGUUGCUGCCUUUCCGAUAGGAGGCGUGGUUGGAGCACUUGUUGGGAGUCCAAUGUCGAAUAAAAUGGGCAGAAAACUUUCCCUUUUCAUUUUAAACGUUCCCAUGGCAGCUGGAUCCCUGCUAAUGAUGUGCAGUGUGCUGGCAAAUACGUUUGAAAUGAUCAUAGUCGGACGUAUUUUGGUAGGACUGGCUUGUGGUGCUUUUACUGCCAUUGCUCCGGUUUACUUGGCGGAAAUCGCGCCAGUAAACAUUCGGGGGGCUGCUGGUAUUGUUCAUCAGCUGGCUGUUGUCAUUGCCAUCUUGGUAUCACAGGUAUUGGGCUUAACAGAGGUCAUGGGAACAGCCACCCUUUGGCCAUAUCUUUUGGGUCUCACAAUAAUCCCAUCAGUUGUUCUUCUUCUACUCCUGUGGACUUGCCCGGAUAGUCCGCGCUACAUACUCCUAAAUCGCCUCAAUGAAGAGUCAGCCAAAACAGCCCUACAGUGGUACCGUGGCCCAAAAUACAACGUCGAUGAGGAGCUUGAAGAGCUACUAAAAGAACACGUUGACUCUGGUCGGCAGAAGUUCUCUCUCCUCAAUCUUUUUAAGACACGACAUUUACGGUCUGCCAUACUGAUCGCGAUUGUCGCCCAUCUGUCUCAGCAGUUCUCUGGGAUUACUGCGGCCCUUUUCUACUCCACUGCCCUCUUCCUUUACAUCCAACUCACGCCAAGUCAGGCAGCUUAUGCUACCCUGGGAGUUGGUGGCAUGAUGGUUCUAGUGACGAUAAUUUCAAUUUUCCUGAUUGAGCGCUUAGGACGUCGGAAACUAUUGUUACCGGGUCUUAUUGUGAUGCUAUUAUGUACUAUCCUCAUCACAAUUGGUUUGACCCUCAGGCAUUCUACCCCAAACCUUGUUUACUUGGCUAUUGCCGCCAUCUACUUAUUUGUUGGCGGCUUCGCAAUCGGUCCUGGUAAGUUGUUGCGUUUCUUUAAAUUUUAA
Molecule: messenger RNA, 1167 nt
Organism: Dibothriocephalus latus
Lineage: Eukaryota; Metazoa; Platyhelminthes; Cestoda; Diphyllobothriidea; Diphyllobothriidae
Source: the annotation of a GenBank genome assembly